CAUUCUAGGUUGGGCUUUCCUCCUCUGCCCCUUACGUAACACUAACCCACCUCAAAGCCGGUCAUAGUCAGGACGGCUACAGAAACACUUUGACUAACAACUUCCGUGCUUGAGAUUCAGAUUAUACUGCAUAUGCAGAUCUCAAAGAGGGAGGCUUUGUGCAUUUUGUAGCAGACGCAGCUAUUUAGAUGUUCAGGUUAACAAGGGCUGAACUGGAUCUAACCCUGAAGCUGAAAGAGCCAUUGGCUUAAAUGACACUCCCCCCAUCCCCCCACGAAGGGCACAUGGGCAGGUGAAGAUUAUCUGCUACAAAAAAAAAAUUCACAAAGAGGCAUAAUAAACUCUGCCAUUCAGCCAAUGCCCAGUAUUUGCUACACGCCCUAACGCAGUCUCCUACGGCCCUGUUUAUUGUUGAGGAAACAAUAUUACUUCUUCAAUUAACAUCGCACUUGAGUGUGAAGAGGGCAGGUGUGGAGAACGCAGCCGUGAGGUGGGGUGACCAACCUCCCGUGGGAUAAGGAAACCCAGAUGGACAAAGACUAAGAAAUACACUUCUCUCCUUAGAGGAGCUUCUUGUGCUCCCCCAGACCAAAGCCACCAACUUCUAGGAGACAUCAGAAGACAGAACACAUAAACCCAAUUCUUACUCCACGACUCUCAUCCCAUCCCAAAGAAACAAGUGUUCGUUUCUCAAGGAAGAGGCUGAAAGCGUUCAGCACUGGAAUCGACUAUCAUGGAGAUGCAUCAUGACCACCCCCAGGAUGGAUCCACAUCCUCACGUAAUCAGACGACCGUAAGUGAAGACAGUCUUUCGCUGAUUGAAGCUGUUAAAGAGGGAAAUGUUGACAGGAUCCAGCAAUUGCUGCAAAGAGGGGCUGAUGUCAAUGUCUGUGAAGACACUGGGGGCUGGACACCUUUGCACAAUGCGGUGCAGCUUGGCAGGGUAGACAUUGUCGAGCUCCUGCUUGGUCACGGUGCUGACGCCCAUCGAAGGAAGAAGAAUGGGGCCACUCCCUUCAUCAUCGCCGGGAUCCACGGAGACGUGAGACUGCUCGAGAUUUUCCUCUCUCGAGGAGCAGCUGUCGAUGAGCACGACUUGAACGGCUUCACGGCUUUCAUGGAAGCUGCCGAGAAAGGCAACGUCGAAGCCUUAAGAUUCCUUUUUGAUAAGGGAGCCAAUGUGAAUUUGAAACGGGUGACCACGGAAGACAAAAGGCGACUGAAGCAAGGAGGGGCCACAGCUCUUAUGAGUGCUGCUGAAAACGGCCACAUAGAAGUCCUGAGUAUACUCCUCAAUGACAUGGGGGCGGAAGUCGAUGCCCGGGACAAUAUGGGCAGAAAUGCUUUGAUCCGUACUCUGCUGAACUCCGAUAGUCAAAAUGUGGAGGAGAUUACUCGCCUUCUGCUCCGCCACGGGGCUGACGCUAACGUGAGAGGAGAGGGAGGGAAGACCCCCCUGAUCUCCGCAGUGGAAAGGAAACACACAGGUUUGGUGCAAGUGAUACUGGAUCAAGAGGGAAUAAACAUCGAUGACAGAGAUAGCCAGGGCAAGACAGCCUUACUAAUCGCGGUUGAACAGAAACUGAAUGGAAUCGUCCGGUUGCUGUGUGCUAAAGGAGCCAGUACCGAGUGUGGGGAUCUUGUUGAGAUAGCCAGGAGGAAUUACGAUCCUUCACUUAUAGACUUUCUUCUCCGUUACAAAGCUAACCAUCAAACCGGCCCUCCUGAUGGAAACUGGUUGCCUCACAGUUCACGCUGGGCGGAAGCCUUGAAAAGACUUCACCGUAUGCCUCGACCCAUGAUUGGCAAACUCAAGAUCUUUAUGGAUGAGGAAUUUAAAAUUGCUAGCACUUCUGAAGGGGGCAUCUACCUGGGGUUCUAUGACAAUCGAGAGGCGGCUGUGAAGGUCUUCCCUGAGGACAGCACCCGUGGACAUAAUGAGCUCUCCUGUCUGCAGGGCUGCCUUGGCCACAGUAACUUCGUGACUUUCUAUGGACAUGAGACCAGCAAGGGCUGUUCAUAUGUGUGUAUGUCCCUGUGUGAGUGGACACUGGAAGAGUUCCUGAAAGAGCACAGAAAGGAACCCGUGGAGAGUGGGGAAGAUAAGUUUGCCCGCAAUGUCCUCUUGUCUAUUUUUGAGGCUGUUAAAAAAUUACACUUGCAUGGAUACACCCAUCAGGAUCUGCAGCCACAAAACAUCUUAAUAGACUCCAAGAAAGCUGUUCGCCUGGCAGAUUUUGAUCAGAGUAUCCAGUGGAAGGAAGAGCCACAGUCGGUCAAGAGAGACUUGGAGGCCCUUGGACAGCUGGUCCUCUAUGUGGUAAAGAAAGGUGAUAUCCCCUUUGAGACACUGAAGGCUCAAAAUAAUAAAAAGGUGAUUAAAAAAUCUUCAGACGUGGUGACUAAGGACCUCAUUCAUUGCCUGUUUUAUCCUGAAAAAAAUGUAAUGAACUGUCUGGACGACCUGCUUGGCCAUCCUUUCUUUUGGACUUGGGAGAACCGCUACAGAACCCUUCGGAAUGUGGGGAAUGAAUCUGACAUAAAACAACCAAAAUAUGAAAGUGAGCUUCUCAAACAACUGCAGUCUCGGACACCUGAACCUUCCAGAAGUUUCUAUCAGUGGACAUCUAAGAUCAACGAAUAUGUUAUGGAAAAAAUGGAUUAUUUCUAUACAAAAAACAACAAAGAACCUUAUCAGGACACUGUGGGUGACUUACUAAAGUUCAUUCGGAAUAUAGGAGAACACAUCAAUGAGAACAAAAAUAAGCAAAUGAAGGAGAGAAUUGGAGAACCUUCUCGUUAUUUUCAGGAGACAUUUCCAGAUCUUAUAAUCCAUGUCUAUAAGAAACUACGGAACACAGAAUACAGAAAACAUUUUCCUCAGGCCCAAUCAAGCCUCGGUGUACCCGAGGCAGCAGGACCAGUGGACCUACAGAGCUGAGGUUUGCAAGCUCAAGGAACCAAUUUUUAAUCUGUAUAGUUCUUGGCAAGUUGCAUAUCUGUGAUCUCUUAGGUAAUCUGUUUGUUUGUGAGGGCUGAGUUAGCUAGCCAGCGUGUCAGUUUCUGAUACACUGUUCCACACAAUCACAAAAGCAGUGUACUACAAAACUGUACUACUCCAUUGUGGUGGAUAGAAUUGGGAGAGCCUUCUGUUAAGAUUUCACUUAAAAAACAACAACAACAACAACAAAAAUAGUGUGUGUGUGUGU
Onychomys torridus (southern grasshopper mouse) is the source of this 3209-nucleotide messenger RNA. RefSeq names its product ribonuclease L (gene Rnasel). Gene Ontology annotation, biological process: mRNA processing; defense response to virus; protein phosphorylation. Bases 734 to 2941 code for a protein of 735 amino acids. The transcript has 8 exons. The record is from RefSeq and is a predicted model, not a curated record. NCBI's taxonomy places the organism in Eukaryota, Metazoa, Chordata, Mammalia, Rodentia, Cricetidae. Gene Ontology annotation, molecular function: ATP binding; RNA nuclease activity; protein kinase activity.